AUGGGGCCGCUGCUGGCGCUCUGCCUCCUCCUGGGCUGGCUGCGCGGGGGCCCGGCGGGCGCCCAGCAGGCGGGCGAGUACUGCCACGGCUGGGUGGACGUGCAGGGCAACUACCACGAGGGCUUCCAGUGUCCCGAGGACUUCGACACGCUGGACGCCACCAUCUGCUGCGGUUCCUGCGCGCUGCGCUACUGCUGCGCCGCCGCGGACGCCCGGCUGGAGCAGGGCGGCUGCACCAACGACCGCGGCGAGUUGGAGCACCCCGGCAUCACGGCGCAGCCCGUCUAUGUCCCCUUCCUGAUCGUCGGCUCCAUCUUCAUCGCAUUCAUCAUCCUGGGCUCUUUGGUGGCUAUUUACUGCUGCACCUGCUUGAGGCCCAAGGAGCCCUCGCAGCCUCCGAUCCGCUUCUCGCUCCGCAGCUAUCAGACAGAGACCCUGCCCAUGAUCCUGACCUCCACGAACCUCAGGGCACCUUCCAGGCAGUCCAGCACAGCCACCAGCUCCAGCUCCACCGGGGGCUCCAUCCGUAGGUUCUCCUUUGCCAGGGCCGAGCCAGGCUGCCUGGUGCCCUCGCCGCCCCCGCCGUACAGCACCGCUCACCCAAUCCACCUGACCCAGCCAUCCGGCUUCCUGGUGUCCCCUCAAUACUUUGCUUACCCCCUCCAGCAGGAGCCCCCGUUGCCCGGGAAGAGCUGCCCAGACUUCAGCUCCAGUUAACAGGCCACAGUCUCAAGGCUGCUCCAUAGCAAGACGGCAGACAGGUGGAGUGCUGCUGGUCAAGGGCACCUGCACUGCUGAGGGAAUGUCCCUUGUAGCAGAACAAUGUCUUGGAGGAAAGUGUGAGGCAAACACUACACCUUCUUGUAAUCGUGCCCCAUACCCCACCCUGCUUGGGGCUUCCAUCAUAGGAUGGUGGAGUUAGAUGAUGGCCUUCUGACUUUGAAAACGUGGUGACAGCUACGUUUCAACUCCCGCUACUUUUACCCAAGAUGUGCAACAGUGAAGCUGCCAAGUAGCAAAUAGGCUGAAAUUUUUCUGUUGGACUCCUUGGCUGUACAGCUUAGCUAAGGGCCGGAAGUCACUUUUUAUUUUCUUCAUGAUAAAUAGUUGAAUGUCUAAUCCUACAACACGUAUAUGCACCAUUCUCAAAACCUCACUGUCAUUGAGUCCGUUCUGUCGCAGUGACCUUAGAGGACACAGUAGAACUGCCCUUAUGAGUUUC
Molecule: messenger RNA, 1222 nt
Organism: Echinops telfairi (small Madagascar hedgehog)
Lineage: Eukaryota; Metazoa; Chordata; Mammalia; Afrosoricida; Tenrecidae
Gene: SHISA3
Product: shisa family member 3
Exons: 2
Coding region: 1-717 (238 amino acids)
Source: RefSeq, a predicted model, not a curated record